AUGGUGAAACAAAAAUCUUAUUCACAUAACGAUGGCGAUAUGAAUACAUAUAAAAUACGAAAAACUCGUGCUGGACCAGUGCAUAAUCAUAAAAAAGAUUCUUUUAAAAAUAAUCAUGUUCCAGUUGCUCAAUCAAAUGGAUGUUGUAGUUCGAAAACACCUAAUAAUAGUCCUUCAACACCAAUUAUUGUACAAUCUCCAACUGUACGAUCUUCAACGCCGCAGCUUACUACUCAUGAAAAAACUCAUUUAAAACUUGAUCCAUAUGAUCCAUUUUAUUAUCAUUAUGGUCGCAUAAAUAAAAAUAUAAAUGAAAGGAAACAUUCUUAUCAACAAAAAAAUGCAAAAAAUAAAAUUCAUCCAGCGAUAAAAACAGCUCAUCAACGGCAAACAAACAACAAUUCGACGCUUCCUGUACGAUCCACAGUACCAACAACAAAGAAACAGAGUUCUUGUUGUACGAUUCUUUAG
Messenger RNA from Rotaria socialis, 471 nucleotides. The record is from the annotation of a GenBank genome assembly. NCBI's taxonomy places the organism in Eukaryota, Metazoa, Rotifera, Eurotatoria, Philodinida, Philodinidae.